Molecule: messenger RNA, 1428 nt
Organism: Rotaria socialis
Lineage: Eukaryota; Metazoa; Rotifera; Eurotatoria; Philodinida; Philodinidae
Source: the annotation of a GenBank genome assembly
AUGGUACUUUUAAAAAAUAUAAACAGGCAAGAAUUCUUUCAGCUCGAUGAUGAUCAAUCACCACAAUCGUUUCUCAACAGAAAAGCGCUUCAAUUUCAAUCAGAAUUAAAUACAAAACAAUUUGCAUUAAGUAUGGAUGAUCAAGAUCCUCUUGGUUAUGUCCGACAGAAAUUUUUCUAUCCGAAAUUGCAAACAUUACCGAAUGUUGAUAAAAAACGAGUUGAACCAUCUCAUGAAUGCAUAUAUCUUUGUGGUCAAUCGCUUGGAUUAAUGCCUGUACAAACAUGGCAAAAUAUGGAUGCAUUUAUGCAUGACUGGGCUACUUUAGGCGUUUAUGGUCAUUUUACUGGUUCAAAUCCUUGGGCAAAGUGUGAUAUUUCAUGUAUACCAACUAUGAGUUUGUUAGUUGGUGCUCAAAUCAGAGAGGUCGCUGUUAUGAAUCAAUUAUCAUCAAAUCUUCAUUUUAUGAUGACAGCGUUUUAUCAACCUAAAGGUGAGCGUUAUAAAAUUCUAUACGAAGACCAUGCAUUUCCGAGUGAUCAAUAUGCCAUUAAUUCACAAAUCAAAUUACAUGGCUAUGAUCCAAAAGAUGCAAAAAUUGUUCUCAAAGCACGCGAAAAUGAAUGUUGUUUACGAACUGAAGAUAUUGUUGAAGUACUUCAACGUGAAGGUCAUUCAAUUGCUCUUGUCAUGAUUGGCGGUAUACAUUAUUAUACAGGUCAAUUAUUCGAUAUUGAAACUAUUACACGUGUUGCUCAUAAACAAGGCUGUUGUGUUGGGUGGGAUUUAGCACAUGCAGUUGGUAAUGUACCAUUGAAAUUACAUGACUGGCAAGUUGAUUUUGCUGUCUGGUGUACGUAUAAGUACUUAAAUGGUGGAGCUGGAUGUAUUGGUGGAGUAUUUGUACAUUCAAGUAAUUUGAAAGAUACUCAAUUGACAACACUUGACGGCUGGUGGAGUAAUCAAGAAUCAACCCGAUUUGCCAUGUUGGAUAAUAUUGAUCGAGAUACUACUGCUCUUGGUUUUCGUGUUAGUAAUCCGUCUAUUCAUCAAUGUGCUGCUCUUGCUGCUAGUUUAGAGAUUUUUGAAGACGUAGGAAUCGAACAAAUUCGAGCGAAAUCAAUGAUUGCUACUCAAUAUCUCCAGUAUCUACUUCAAACUGAAUUAGCAGAUACAGGAUUGUGCCAAUUUACUUUAUUGACUCCUCUUAAUCCUCAAGAACGUGGUGCUCAACUAUCAUUUCGACCUAUCGGUAUAACUGCUCAACAGAUUCAUGAUGAAUUAGAGAAAGUUGGUGUUGUCAUCGAUAUUCGCGACGAUAUUAUUCGAAUAGCACCUGCACCAUUAUACAAUAGUUUUACUGACAUAUUUCAGUUUGUCACAUUACUGAAAAAAGCAAUUAUUGCAUUGAAAAGAAUGUGUGAAUAG